This is a messenger RNA of Spodoptera littoralis (African cotton leafworm), 1911 nucleotides long. NCBI's taxonomy places the organism in Eukaryota, Metazoa, Arthropoda, Insecta, Lepidoptera, Noctuidae. The record is from the annotation of a GenBank genome assembly.
AUGUCCGUCCAACGGCUGUCCGCGCUUCGAGCGAUCAUGUCGAGUCAGCCUCGACCGCUCGCGGCGUACAUAAUCCCUACUUGCGAUGCUCACAAUUCAGAAUACAUAGCUCCGGUAGACGCUCGUCGAGAAUGGAUCUCUGGCUUCACCGGCUCCGCUGGUACGGCAGUGGUGACGCCAUCGGCUGCUCUGUUAUGGACAGAUGGCAGAUACUAUACGCAGUUCGAGCAGGAGGCUGACAUGUCUCUGUGGACGCUGAUGAAGCAGUCGCUACCUGAAACCCCGAGUAUGGAGAAAUGGUUGGUGAGCAACCUGACAGAGGGCGCUGCGGUCGGAGUAGAUCCAUACACCUUCUCCAGAGAUGAAUGGAACCCUUUGCAGUCAGCGCUGACCAAACACAAUAUGGUCCUAGUUGCGGUCGGAGCUAAUUUGGUGGAUGAAGCAAGGAAGCAAUGUGGAGAACAUAUUCCUUGCAGACCCAGUAACGAUAUCAUCGCGCUACCUCUCAAGUUUACUGGUAAAUGUGCCGGUGAGAAGAUUGCUGAGCUUCGUGCCAAAAUGGAGGAUAAGAAAGCUUCGGCGCUGGUCAUCACCGCUUUAGAUGAAGUCGCUUACGUCCUGAACCUUCGCGGCAGUGAUAUAGAAUACAACCCCGUGUUCUUCUCCUAUCUUAUUAUAACUCCUACGGCGGUGCUCCUAUUUACGGCCAAUGAGCUCACAGCAGCUCUGUGCCUGCAAUUGGCUGAGGAGCAGGUCCAUCUACAACGGUUCCCAUACGAUAGUAUUGAGGAACAUUUACGAGAUAUGGCCAAAGAGCUAAGUGAGACAGGAUGCAAGCAUUCUAUCUGGCUCUCUAGCGAUUCUAGCGAGGCGAUACAUAGAGCUGCGUCUGGGGCGGACGUAUUAGCAACCCCAUUAAAUAUAAUAUCAGAAGUAUCGCCCGUCAGUCUUAUGAAGCUUACUAAGAACGAUGUCGAGUUGCAAGGUUUCCGAGAUUGCCACGUACGCGACGGCAUAGCAGUAGUUCGUCUACUGAAAUGGCUUCACGACGAAAUAGAUGGCGGCAAAGAGGUGACAGAAAUACAAGCCGCUGAUAAACUACUCGAGUUCCGCAAGGAUGAGGAUCAUUUCAUGGGUCCCUCAUUCUCCACUAUCCCCGGAUCUGGCGCAAACGGAGCCAUCAUACAUUACUGCCCCUCUAGAGACGGACCGCAGAAGACUAUUGAGAAAGAAGACAUGUUCAUACUUGACUCCGGUGGACAAUAUAUGGAUGGUACUACGGACAUAACUCGAACCCGCCACCUAUCUCGGGCCCCUACUACGGAGCAGAAGUCUGCGUUCACUCGAGUGCUACAAGGGCAGAUCAUGAUCGGCGCUGCAUUGUUCCCGCAAGGAGUUAAGGGCAACGUCCUGGACAGUUUCGGGCGGCACGCGCUGUGGGAGGCCGGCCUGGACUACGCGCACGGCACCGGACACGGCGUCGGACACUUCCUCAACGUGCACGAGGGGCCCUGCGGGGUCUCCUGGAGGCCCUACCCGCACGACCCCGGCCUCAAACCCGGACAGGUGCUCAGCAAUGAGCCUGGCUACUACAAAGUCGGUUCGUUUGGCAUUCGACACGAAGAUCUAGUUGAGACCAUCAACGUCACGAAGGAGACUGAACAUCCGAGGGCUGCAGGAUUACAAGGGGACUUCGAUGGCCGCGGCGUCCUAGGGUUCCAUACUCUGACUCUAGUUCCGCAUCAGAGAGAAUGCAUCGACGCCUCCAUGCUGUCCGACUUCCAGCUCCAGUACAUCAACAAUUACCAUAAAAGAGUAUUUGAUACUCUUGGCCCCAUUCUGAAGGAGAGACGCCUUCACGACGAGUAUACUUGGUUGCAAGGCGAAUGUGCGCCUUUGAUGAGAGCGUAA